AUGGCCAGCCACGUGGACCUGCUGACGGAGCUGCAGCUGCUGGAGAAGGUGCCCACGCUGGAGCGCCUGCGGGCCGCGCAGAAGCGCCGCGCGCAGCAGCUGAAGAAGUGGGCGCAGUACGAGCAGGACCUGCAGCACCGCAAGCGCAAGCAGGAGCGGAGGCGCAGCGCCGGCGGCCGCAGGAAGAAGGUGACCUUCGAGGCCAGCGUGGCCCUGCUGGAGGCCUCCCUGAGGAACGACGCCGAGGAAGUGCGCUACUUCCUGAAGAACAAAGUCAGCCCGGAUUUGUGCAACGAGGACGGACUCACAGCCCUGCACCAGUGCUGCAUCGACAACUUCGAGGAAAUUGUCAAGCUGCUCCUUUCCCACGGUGCGAACGUGAACGCCAAGGACAACGAGCUGUGGACGCCCCUGCAUGCCGCGGCCACGUGCGGCCACAUCAACCUGGUGAAGAUCCUCGUUCAGUAUGGGGCCGACCUGCUCGCUGUCAACUCGGACGGGAACAUGCCGUAUGACCUCUGCGAGGACGAGCCCACCCUGGAUGUCAUUGAGACGUGCAUGGCGUACCAGGGCAUCACUCAAGAGAAAAUCAACGAGAUGCGGGCAGCUCCCGAGCAGCAGAUGAUUGCAGACAUCCACUGUAUGAUCGCCGCGGGCCAGGACCUUGACUGGAUUGAUGCCCAUGGCGCCACACUGCUGCACAUAGCUGGCGCCAAUGGAUACCUACGAGCAGCUGAGCUCCUCCUGGACCAUGGAGUGCGCGUGGAUGUGAAGGACUGGGAUGGCUGGGAGCCCCUGCACGCGGCUGCCUUCUGGGGACAGAUGCAGAUGGCAGAGCUAUUGGUGUCGCAUGGGGCCAGUCUCAGUGCUAGGACAUCCAUGGAUGAAAUGCCAAUAGACCUGUGUGAGGAAGAGGAGUUCAAGGUCCUGUUGCUGGAGCUAAAACACAAGCACGACGUGAUCAUGAAGUCACAGCUGAGGCACAAGUCGUCCUUGAGCCGGAGAACGUCCAGCACAGGCAGCCGUGGGAAGGUGGUGCGUCGAGCCAGCCUGUCAGACAGGACGAACCUGUACAGGAAGGAGUAUGAGGGCGAGGCCAUCCUGUGGCAGCAGCGGAGUGUGGCAGAGGAUCAGCGGACCUCAACCUACAACGGGGACAUCAGGGAGACCAGGACAGACCAGGAGAAUAAGGACCCAAAUCCCCGGCUGGAGAAGCCAGUGCUGCUCUCUGAGUUCUCCACCAAGAUCCCACGAAGCGAAAUGGACAUGCCUGUUGAGAAUGGCCUCCGGGCUCCGGUCAGCGCCUACCAGUAUGCACUGUCCAACGGGGAUGUCUGGAAAGUGCACGAGGUGCCCGACUAUACCAUGGUCUACAGCAGCCCCGGCAUGGCUGAUGCCACCCCACCCUGGAGUGGCUACAAGGAGCAGAGCCCCCAGACGCUUCUGGAGCUAAAGAGGCAUCGGGCUGCAGCCAAGCUGCUCAGCCACCCCUUCCUGAGCACCCAUCUGGGCGGCAGCAUGGCCAGGACGGGUGAGAGCAGCAGUGAAGGCAAGGCCCCCUUGAUCGGAGGCAGAACUUCACCAUACAGCAGCAAUGGGACCUCGGUGUAUUACACCGUCACCAGCGGAGACCCUCCGCUCUUAAAGUUCAAGGCCCCCAUUGAGGAGAUGGAAGAGAAGGUCCAUGGCUGCUGCCGCAUCUCCUAG
This is a messenger RNA of Pipistrellus nathusii (Nathusius's pipistrelle), 1707 nucleotides long. The record is from the annotation of a GenBank genome assembly. NCBI's taxonomy places the organism in Eukaryota, Metazoa, Chordata, Mammalia, Chiroptera, Vespertilionidae.